AUGCACCGGAAAACUCAGUUUUCGUUAGCCCUGCUAACGUACACCCAGAGAAAACCGUUAGCGUGCGCCUCAAUUAAGUUUAAAAUUCAGAACAAGCCUUUGAUUUUGAGGAGAUGGGAACCUAGUAUGAAGCAUUUAGAGUUUGAUCUCUCUCGUAUCCCCGUAUGGGUUCAGCUUUACAACAUUCCCUUGGAGCUUUACUCACGUACUGGAUUAAGCUAUAUUGCCAGUGCGUUGGGUGUGCCUUUGUCUAUGGACUCGGUGACUGCUUCCAGGACUAGGUUGGAAUAUGAAAAGGUUUGCAUUGAAAUUGGAGUGAAAGAUUCCAUCCCAAAAUUUGUAAAUGUUGUGUUGCAGGAUGGACUUGCUGUCUCGAUUAGGGUUGUGGUUCCCUGGGUUCCUCAUUGCUGUCAGAGAUGUAAUGUUUUUGGGCAUAGUGAGAAGGUUUGUCCUGAUGUGCACAUGCCCCAACCUGCUGUGAUUCAGGUAAGAAAUAAACUUUCUGGAAAAAGGUUAGAGAAUUGUGAGGAGGAUAAUUGUUCUCAAAUUCCUAUUGUUGGUGGAAUUGAGGCUUUGCAGGAGCCUUGUCAACCUGCUGGAGAAGGGUUGGAUAAUUGGGGGUUUGCUCAGCCUGUAGUUGAUUUUCCUCCUUUGCAAGCUUCUUCUCAGAAAAAGAAUGUCAAGAAUAAAGCUAAAAAGCAAUUUGCUAGCUCUUCUAACCGUUUUGAGGUUUUGGUGGCAGUUGCUGGUUUAGAAGGAAGUAGGAAGCCUCGUGCGGCUACCAUGGGUGUUACUGCGCUCCUAAAUGAAAUGAAGCAUAAAAAGAAAGAUCUUGUUGAUAAGUCAGUGGGUUCCAUUGUUGGAGCAGUAGCUGGAACUGUUGGGGGGGGAGGCCAACCAUGCUUAAUGAUUAUAUGUUUUUGGAAUAUUAGGGGCUUUAAUAACCCCCUAAAGCAAAAGCAAGUUUUUACUAGAAUGGGUAAGCUCAAAGUAGACAUUAUCUGCCUUAUGGAAACCCGUGUGAGGUCUGUUAAUGUGUACAAGUUGGUUGAGUGUUAUUCUUCAGACUGGAAUUGUUUUACAAAUCAUGAGUACUCUGACAAUGGUAGGCUGUGGAUUUUCUGGAGAAAAGCUCUUACCUUAUCAGUCUUGAAAGUCUUUGACCAAUCUUUGUCUUUUGUUGGUGAGAUUGGUGGCCAUAGGUGUGUUCUAACUGCAGUCUAUGGAAGCAACAGUGGUUCUGAUAGGCUUCACCUCUGGAGGCAGUUGGAAGAGGUGGAAAGUUUAGUUGGGGAGGCUUCAUGGCUUAUAGGAGGUGACUUCAACAUUUUCAUCAAUGCUGAAGAAAGCUCUGACUUUGAGAGCCUUGGGCCUUAUGUCACUGCUGAAAUGGAAUCUUGUAGGAGCUGUUUGUCAUCCUUGGGGCUUUUUGACCAUCCUUAUGUGGGUCCUCUAUAUACAUGGUCAAAUAAGCAAGCAGGGAAUUUUUUGGCUCGUAAAUUGGAUCGAGCUCUUAUUAAUGCUCGGUGGCUUGAAGAUUUCCCAAAUUUCUUUGUUGAGUUUUUAGCUCAGGGGGUCUCUGAUCAUUGUCCUGCUGUGAUUUCUUUUUUCAAGGAUAACCAGGCUGACAGGCCCAAACCUUUUAAGUUUUUCAAUUGCUGGGCUAAUCAUGGUGAUUUUAAGAGUGUUGUUAAAGAGUCUUGCCAGCUAGACGUGUCUGGCUCUCCUAUGUUCUAUGAUGAGAAGAUUCUCUUUAAUGAGCUUCAGGAGCUUGAGGUGGCUGAAGCCUCUUUUUAUAAGCAAAAAGCUAAAGUCCAUUGGUUGAAAGAGGGAGACAGGAAUACAAAAUUUUUUCACUCUACUGUAGUGAGGAAAAGUAAGAGUAACACUGUUAGAUUGCUCUACGCUGAAGAUGGUUCUCGGUUGGACUCAUUUGAUGCUAUGUCUGCUGAGAUGUUGAGAUUUUACACUGAGCUUCUUGGUUUUGAGGAUGUUGGUGUUCAAAGCUACGGUGUUGAUCUCCUAAAGAGUCUGUUGGGAUAUGAGCUUCCUUGUGAUGCUGCUACCUUAUUGGUCAAGGAGGUCUCUAAUGAAGAAAUUAAAGCUUCUCUGUUCAGGCAAGGUAAUGAAAAAAGCCCUGGUCCGGAUGGAUAUACAACAUAUUUUUUUAAUACGGCUUGGGAUAUUAUCCAUGAAGAUUUUCUGGCAGCUAUUAGAGAUUUUUUUCAGACAGGUACUCUACUUCCUGCCUUCAAUGCUACAGCAAUUGCCUUCGUACCUAAGACUCCAAAUGCUGGUAUGGCUAAAGACUUUCGUCCUAUAUCCUGUUGUUCGGUUGUCUAUAAAACUAUCACUGGAAUCAUUGUUGCUCGGUUAGCUUGCUUCUUCCCUGGUAUGAUUUUGCCAAACCAGUCAGCUUUUAUUAAAGGGCGUAGUAUUGUUGAUAAUACGCUCUUGGCUCAAGAGAUUGUUAGGGGCUACUCCCACAGUUCCCUUUCCCCAAGGUGCACUCUUAAAAUUGACUUAAGGAAGGCAUUUGAUUCUGUGUCUUGGGACUUCUUGAUGAAUGUUCUUACUUCCUUAGGGCUCCCAGGAAGGUUUAGAGAUUGGAUCACUGCAUGUGUCAUUGGUGCUAGAUAUUAUGUAGCAUUUAAUGGUAGUUUAGUGGGUUUCUUUAAAGGGAAGAGGGGAAUUAGGCAGGGUGAUCCUCUGUCCCCUUAUCUCUUUGUUCUUAUUAUGAAUGUAUUGUCCCAUUUGUUAAACGUCGCUGCCAAGGAAGGGUUAACCCGGUUUCACCCUAAAUGUAAGCGUGUUCCUCUCACUCAUCUCAGCUUUGCUGAUGAUUUAUUAAUUUUUUGCCAUGGUGCUGAGGAUUCUAUUUUGGGUGUUGUUGGUGUUCUGGAGGUCUUUUAUAAGAUGUCUGGGCUACAGUUAAAUGCUGGGAAAUCUGAGCUGUUUUCUUGUGGUGUGCAUGAGGAUGUUUUAAAAAGAGUGCAGGUUACUACUGGUUUUAAAUUGGGUACACUUCCUGUUAGGUACCUUGGUGUGCCAUUAGUUACCAGAAAGCUUACUGCUAAGGACUGUCUUCCUUUGGUUGAUAAGAUCAUAAGUAAGCUGGCUUUGUGGCAGAUGAUUUUGCCUAGUAAAGUCAUUAGGCAGGUUGAGCAACUCUGUAUGCGGUUCUUCUGGAAGGGGGAUGAUGUUCCUACCAAGGGGGCUAGAGUCAGCUGGAAGCAGAUGUGUUGGUUGAAGUUUGAAGGUGGCUUGGGUUUAAAAAGUCUGGGCUGCUGGAAUAAUGUUUGUUGUUUUUUACUGAUUAGAAAUAUCCUUGCAAAUACUGGGUCUCUCUGGGUGGCCUGGGUUAAUGAAUAUGCCCUGAAGGGGGCCACUUUCUGGGAGGCUGGUUACAAACCUCAGCUCAGCUGGACCUUGAGGAAGUUGCUUAAGCUACGAAUAGAGGCUGCUGGUUUGUUUGGCAAUGUAGUUGACUGGAAUUUGGUUAAAACCUAUUGGGUGUGGGAGAAGUUGAGAGACAAGAAGGAGAAGGUUAGUUGGGAACACUUGAUAUGGUUCCCUCUCCAUAUCCCUAGAAUGUCUAUUGUAGCUUGGAUGGUUUUUUUGAACCGUCUGCCUACUAAGGAUAGGCUUAUUCAUAUGGGGAUUGAACUAGAUGGGCGUUGUGAGCUCUGUAGUGAUGGGGUUGAGAGCAUGGAUCAUUUGUUUAAUGACUGCACCUUUGUUGCUGGACUCUGGAGUAAAAUUCUGCAGACUUACAGAAUUCACUAUAGGGGGUUGUGCUGGAAUGAUACUUUGUCCUGGGUUGCUACUAACUUUAAGGGAAAAUCCUUGCUAGUCUGCAUUUUGAAGCUAGCUUGGAUUAGUCUUCUGUAUUUUGUCUGGGAAGAACGUAAUCUCAGGCACUUUAGAGCCUGUUCUCGGGUGCUUGAUGAGGUCUUUGACGCUAUAAAACGGACAGUUAGUGUUAAGUUGCAUGGUUGUAGCAUCAACAAAGCUGAUAGGGCAUGUGAGAUGCUCCUAAAGCGGUGGCUACUUAUGGGUUGCUCCUUAAUUUUGCUUGCAGUUAAUUGUUGA
This is a messenger RNA of Hibiscus syriacus, 4092 nucleotides long. RefSeq lists its product as uncharacterized. Gene Ontology annotation, molecular function: catalytic activity. NCBI's taxonomy places the organism in Eukaryota, Viridiplantae, Streptophyta, Magnoliopsida, Malvales, Malvaceae. The record is from RefSeq and is a predicted model, not a curated record. The transcript is spliced from 6 exons. The coding region runs from base 1 to 4092 and encodes 1363 amino acids.